Phoenix dactylifera (date palm) is the source of this 3797-nucleotide messenger RNA. RefSeq names its product PWWP domain-containing protein 5-like. NCBI's taxonomy places the organism in Eukaryota, Viridiplantae, Streptophyta, Magnoliopsida, Arecales, Arecaceae. Gene Ontology annotation, molecular function: nucleic acid binding. The record is from RefSeq and is a predicted model, not a curated record.
AAAUCGAUCAAAUCCGCUGCUGCACCCAUGCUGUAACGUGAUAGAUUGGAGGACCAGAAAAAGACCCAUUUCUUUUUCUUUUUGUUUUGGUACAAGAAAAGGAAAAAGACCCAUUCUUGAAAAGACACGGACCCUUCUUGGUUUUGGACAUGGUUCAAAGCUCGCUCGGAAAUGAACUUGUUCUCCUCCGAGCGGCAAACCUGAUACCAGUUGAACAGAUUCUCUAUCUCUAAAUCCCGCGUGAAAGGUUGCAGAAGUUUUGGAUUCAUGUUUUCGAAUACCUCGGCGGACGAGGUGGUUGCCGCCCGUGGCAUCGACCUCAACUCUGCCGCCACCGCGGUUGAGCACCAAGAACCCUCUUCGGCGUCGUCGUCUGUUCCCAUCGUUGAUGCCUCCGGUGGAUCCGUUCCAGAAACCCUAACCGGGGCGGAUGGUUCGAAAACAUCGAGCGGUGGAGAUAGAGAUGGGGUUUUGGGUGGUGGAGACCAAGGUUUCUAUCAGAGCGCGCAGGCGAAGGAUUCCUUUGUGGAUGCAAAACCUGAUUUUGAGGGGGAAGGCAAUGGUCGUGCUGGGAAAGGAGUACAGGAAGCCGAUUCGCGACGUGCUGGUGAGGCUUUGAUGGCAGAGAUGGAUGUUGUUAAGAAAGAUUUGGACUUGGCUGUUCCUUUUGUCGAGGCAGAGUGUCUGGAUGGGAGUUCAGUAGAGGAAAAUGCGGGAAGAAACGGUGGAAUUGGAGACUGUGUUGCAGCUGAUGUGGUUGUCGCGAAGGGUGUUAACGCAGCGGAAGCAAAGAGCCCAGAGGUGCCUCUGGUUGAUGGGAAGGUGAAUGAUAAGGAUGUUGUUACGGCUGAUGUAAGAUUCGAUGUGGUGAUCGGUGAUGAGAAUGCUGAAGGGGAUUCAAAGUUGGGAGUGGAAAUUGGUGCAUCUAAGGCGGUAGAGGUGGCCACUGCUUCUGCUUCUCUGUCCAAUGUACUCGAAGAUGCUUCUCCUGAUAAUAAUGGCGGCUGCCAAAAGACUGAGGUGGUUCAAAGGUUGGAAGUUGACGAAAAGGUUCCUAAAGUGGAGGAUAAUAUGGAAGGUUUUAUUAUGGACAUGGGUACCUGUGGGGUCCAGAAUGUGCAAGCCAGGGAACGAGAAAUGUCAAAAAGCAGAGAGAAACAAAGGCAGCGAGCAUCUGAUGCAGAGAACAAUCAGCAUGUCAUGUGUUACUAUGCAUUUCAAGAUGAAAAGAAGGAUGAUUUUUGGGUUUCGGAUAUGGUCUGGGGUAAAGUGAGGGGCCACCCAUGGUGGCCUGGACAGAUCUUUGAUCCCUCGGAUGCAUCAGAGAUGGCAUUGAAGCAUGAGAAGAUGGACCACUAUCUGGUAACAUAUUUUGGAGACAAAACUUUUGCUUGGUGUGAUGAAUCCCACCUGAAGCCUUUCCAGACAUACUUCAUGCAGAUGGAAAAGCAAAGCAGUUUGGAUGCCUUUGUGACUGCUGUUAAUGAUGCCCUGGGGGAAGUCUCAAAGCGGAUAGAGUUGGGGAUGACUUGCCACUGUUUAACUGAUGAAGCCUGUGCUGAUAUGAAGCACCAGAAGGUCGAGAAUGCUGGGAUACGGGAAGGGACAUGUAGCCCUGCCAUUGACAGUUCUUUGAUUGCAAGCUCGUUUCAACCUGCUAAGUUCCUUGAUUAUAUUCGAGCAUUAGCUCAGUUCCCGAAUGGAGGAGCUGAUAGAUUUGAGUUCCUGAUAGCAAAGGCUCAGUUGAAGUCCUUUUAUCGUUCUAAAGGUUACACUGAACUUCCUUUAUUUGUUAUUGGUGGAGGGCUGGAGAAUGUUGUGGAAGCUUCACCAGCUAGGAAAAGAAAAUUGGAUAACGAUGUUGCUGAUUUCUCAGCUCCAGUUUCUUCAUACUCUAUUUCUGGGAAGGGAAAAUCAAGAGGUAGAGGGAGACCUCCUAAGCAGAAAAAUAUUUUGGAGGAUGGUAGAAAGCAGAAGAGCCUGUCUGAACUGAUGGAAGAGAAAAAUGUUCCUCAUUAUGGAGAUAGUGGUAGAUGCGGAUCUGGAGCUAGAGCAUCUUCACGUUCAUCAGGUAGGAAACAUAAAGUUGUUGAUUCUGAUUCUACCGGCCCUGGGAAGAGUAAGAAGAAAAGGCUCGACUCAUUAGGGGAUUUAGAAACAAAAUCACGAUCUCCAGCUCGUAAAAAAUAUUCCAAGGUUGGAGAUUGCAUGCGUCGAGUUGCUGACCUGAUGACAGGAUCACCCCCUAUCCUUCUUAAGUGCAAGGGUGAAACAUUCCAGAAGAGCCUGGCCAAGGUGAACGGUAGAGGAGGUGAUGCUGUGAAUGACCCUCAUACACAUGUGGAGACUCGAAAAGUAAAAAGAGGUGCUUCAAAGGACAUCCCCUCCCAUAGUGAAAUGCUGUCACAGCUCUGCUUGGCUGCUAGGGAUCCCAUACAGGAAUACAGUUUUCUGUCCAUGAUAGUCAGUUUCUUCACUGAUUUUAGGGACUCACUUGCGUCUAUUUCUUUCAAAAAUAAGAAGUUUGUGGAGGUGUUGGGGGCUAAAAGGGGUAGGAGAAAAUCGACCAGCUCUAUGUCAGCCUCUUCGGAGAUGUCCCAGCCUGACUUUGUGCAGGAUUCUUAUUGGCCCGAUAUUGUAUUUAGAGAAAUGCCUGAAAAAGAACUGGUAUCUAGUGACCGGAAAAGAAAACGAGAAUCUCAGAUGAAGAGGCAAAAGAAAAAGAAGCCUGCAGAGGAGAUAUCAUUCUCUGUUCCCUGUCCUGUGUUGGACACUCCGCAACAUUUGCAAGUCGGUUCUGCAAGCAUUGACAAUGGACAAGAAGUGGCAGCUGAAAGACCAAUGAACAAUUCGGAGGAAAUUAUUGAGGAGUGCAUGCCCACUGCACUGGUUUUGAAUUUUAAUGAGUCGAAUGCGCUUCCUUCUGAAAGUGACCUCAUCAGUAUUUUUGGUCGCUAUGGACCUCUCAGGGAAGCAGAGAUUGAAGUUCUGAAAAAGGCAAACUGUGCUAAAGUUGUCUUCAAGAGGCGUGCUGAUGCAGAAGUAGCUUUCAAUAGUGCAGGAAAAUCCAGCAUCUUUGGGCCGGCACAUGUCAGCUAUCGGCUUAGGUACUUGCCAUCAAUGCCAAAAACAUCCCCAAAUAGCACUCCAUAAGGCAAAAAAGAUGCCUCACCCGUUGAAGGUGUCAGUCUAGAAGUUUCAGGUCAAGAAGAUUCCAUGGUGGUUGAUGACAUGCAUGUUGAACUGCAGGGCAAUGGAAUGUCUGAGUGAGCUGUUGAAACUUGGUGGGGAAACUGCUAGGAUUAUGGUCAAAAUGUUUUUCUGCUUUAUAGAGUGACAACAAUUAACUUGUUUUUUGGUCUAAGAAUACUUUUGUGCUUUAAGGGUAAUACAGGUGUUUAUUUUGUAUAGAUGUAAACUGAUCUUUUCAUUUAUAAGAUUUACCUUUCUCGACUUGCCAAGUUUUGAAAAUGUUACUUUCUGCCAGUGCUUCUCUGAACCUUGAUUUCUGUACUUGAAGGUGAGCAUUGAUUGAAGAAGUUGAAUGCUACUCUGAAGGUGCAAGGUGUAGGAACUAAAGUAAUCCAACUCUUGAUGGAAAAUUAUAGUAUUAGUUCAUUGGUCGACUCUGUUUUAUGUUCAGAUAUUUACAUCUUGACUGAAGUUGUAUGGUUUUAAUUCUAGUUAAAGGAUAUCAAAGGCUGUCUUGAAGGAUUUUCUUUGGUUUUCAUGUCAAUAUGUGAAACUAUGAUCAGGAAUUAGGAUUGCGGGGAACCUGUAUCUUUAUGGCUUGUACA